Notolabrus celidotus (New Zealand spotty) is the source of this 2153-nucleotide messenger RNA. It is a transcript of the gene clu, whose product is annotated as clusterin. Bases 181 to 1554 code for a protein of 457 amino acids. NCBI's taxonomy places the organism in Eukaryota, Metazoa, Chordata, Actinopteri, Labriformes, Labridae. The record is from RefSeq and is a predicted model, not a curated record. The transcript has 10 exons.
GCAGGAAGGCAGCAUGCCCGGUCAGUGAAUCACAUGUCUGCACCGUCCCCGUUAUCCACUGGUAUAAAUACGAGCAGCAGAUAGACCGGGGCAGCUUCAGACGGUCUGGAGUCUCAGGAAACAAACAGAGCAUUUUACUUUCAUCAUUGCCUGCUGGCCCCGUUGUGAGAGUCAGAGAGGAUGUUGAUGAUGAUGAUGAUGAUGAAGAAGAAGGGGUCGAAGUCUCUGGCUUUGUUCGCUUUCCUUCUGGCCUCAGCCAACUGUAUCCUUCCUCCAACCAAGGAUGAUCUCGCCCAGAUCUCCCUGCAGGGCGAGCAGUACCUGGAUAAACAGAUUGAAAACGCCGUUAACGGAGUGAAGGAGAUGAAGACUGUGAUGCAGAAAUCUUCUGAGGAGCACAUUAAGUUUUUGGAUGCACUGACCAAGACCAAGGCGCAGAAGGAGGAGGCGAUGCGUACGGCUCAGGAGAUGGAGACCAAGCUGGAGCAGGAGGAGGAGGUGUGCAACGAGACGAUGAAGACUCUGUGGGAGGAGUGUAAGCCUUGUCUGAAGAACACCUGCGUUAAAUAUUACUCCAGAACAUGCAGCAGUGGAUCUGGACUAGUGGGACGACAGCUGGAUGAGGUUCUGAACAGAACGUCUCCUUUUUCCAUCUGGAUCAACGGAGAGAAGUUGGAUGUCCUGGAGAGAGAGGGACAACGACAGGGCAAAGAAUUCAAGAACCUGGAGGAGAAAUACACAGAAAUGGCUGACGGUGUGGACAGCAUCUUUACAGACAGUAUGAAGGUGGCUGAUCACAUACACUACAGUCCUCCAGUGUUCUUCCUCGGACCGUUCACUCGCCGCAGCAGAAGCAUCCGCUCUCUUUUCCGCGACCCUUUCCACAGUUUCCAGGAUCUCUUCACCCCGAUGAUGGGCAUGGGCAGGAACUUCUUCAGCUCCAUGGGCUCCAUGAUGGACUUUGACUCAGACAUGUCUCCUAAUGAGGAUGGGGACGUGAACGAGGACGUGGUUAUCACCAAACCUUUUGGUAAUGGACAGAUGACGUGCAGAGAGAUUCGCCGCAACUCAGCCGGCUGCAUCAAGUUCAGAGAUGAGUGUCAGAAAUGCAAAGAGAUCCAACAUAUUGACUGCUCCGGAAAGAGGCCUCUGGAGGGCCCACUGAAGGAGGAGCUGGAGGCGGCGUUGGCCAUGACCGAGCGUUUCACGCAGCAGUAUAACAACCUCCUGAAGAGGUUUGAGGAGAAGAUGUUCAACACCUCCUCCAUCGUGGAUCUGCUCAACACACAGUUCGGCUGGGUGUCGUCUCUGGCAAACAGCACUAAAGACGACAUCUUCAAGAUCCAGACGGUGAUCUGCAAGGACUCUGAGGAGAAGCCAGGUGAGACUGAGAAGCACUCCGAAGACACAAAGGUGUCUGUGAAGCUCUUCGACUCUCAGCCCAUGAACUUCACGGUGCCGGGCGACAUCCCCUGGACCGACCCCAAGUUCUCUGAGGUGGUGGCUCAGGAGGCUCUGGACCGCUACAAGGAAACCAGCAUUGUGCUUAAAUAAAGUCGGAUUAACGCCCCCAUCUUGCUGACAAGAGAAUGCUCAGGAUUCAUCAGAAAUCACACCUGGAACAACUUCUCUUCUAGUCCUGCUUUUGCAAACGACACAGUUAAACCUCAGAGGUUUCAUGGUUACAUUAGAGCUCUUUGUCCUGCUGUAAGGGAAGAUUUUUACUAAGUGUAGGUUAAAAGCCUCUUUGUGUUUAGACUGCAAUAACUCCAACAUAAGGCCUGAUGUGAGGUGGGCCUUUUGCAAACAAGUUCCAUAGCACUUAAAUGAUUCACGCGUAAGUUUCCAUUAAAAACAAGAUUUUAUGUGGCUGAGUUAUUUUUCAGCCUUUCUAACAGAUUAAGAUGAAACUGAUAUUUCCUCUAAGGCUGCUUCAGUGACUUUGACGACCUGAACUUCCCUUCCACAGAUCUCUGAUAGUGUUAUUGGAGUUGGUUGAAGUGGGUGUUUUUGCAGGGGUUAAACUUGCUGACUCUAGAGAUUAUAGUUGUGCAAUAGGAAUAGAUUUUGUUCAGGACUGCUUUAAACUGCUCUGUAGAGCAGCCUAGUGUUGAAGCAACACUUAGAGAUCUAAUAAAACCUGCUCAAACCCA